Messenger RNA from Schistocerca gregaria, 998 nucleotides. Its product is annotated as protease inhibitors-like. The transcript is spliced from 4 exons. Gene Ontology annotation, molecular function: peptidase inhibitor activity. Lineage: Eukaryota; Metazoa; Arthropoda; Insecta; Orthoptera; Acrididae. The coding region runs from base 54 to 503 and encodes 149 amino acids. The record is from RefSeq and is a predicted model, not a curated record.
AGGUGAAGAGCCACAGCCAGCCGUGUGGUUCACUGUCAGUCACCAAGGAAGCCAUGAGGUUCAUCGUCGUUGUAUUCGCCCUAGUCUUACUGGCUGUGGGGACGACUGCGCAAAAUGAGAAAGAGUGCACACCAGGAGAGACGAAGAAAGAGGACUGCAACUCGUGUUUUUGCAGUGACGCUGGGAUUUGGGGCUGUACCCGCAUGGCAUGUCUAUCGUGGCAGACAGCUUCGACACCCAGUGACACAGCCACCAGAGUGAGGCGGUCUGAGAGACAGUGCACUCCCAACACGACGUUCAAGAAGGACUGCAACACAUGCUACUGCAACAGCGACGGGACGGCGGCUCUCUGCACCGCCAAGGGCUGUCUGUCGCGCUCCACAAGGGAAGUGUCGUGCACCCCCGGGACUACAUACAAGGAGGGGUGUAACACCUGCCGCUGCCUCGCAGACGGGAAGUCCGGAGUCUGCACAAGGAGGGCCUGUCUCCCAGACGGCAACUGAGGGCUGAGCAUUGUGUAGUGGCUCUGCACGUAGCUGCUAAGUCUUGCAAAAUUAUUUUAGUCCCUGCAUCUCUAGACCGAUUCAGUUAAAUCAGUUAUGUGUCUCUUCUUUAAUUACUUUCUUCUACUUCUAAUCAAACAUAGAUUUCGAAGUUUUUUCUCCAUUUAGUUCAUUAGUGCAGCUUUUACUUGAACCUUGUCCAAUGUUCGGCAAGCCUUUGGAUUUGUGAUUAUAGGCUUAUUAAUAUAACUUAAUGAAGUUAUUUUAUGUUAAACACGUGCAUUAAUUGAAAAAUAAUGUGACAGAAGGGUACUCUAUCAGUAAUCAAUCAGUAUCGUAUGAAAGGACCACUGCGCCAGCUACAGAAAUGUAAUCACACACUUUUUCCAGCGCUUACAUGUUCUAUGGAAACAUCUUGUUCCCGAAAACAGACAAAUUAUUUGCUGUAAGAACAAAGUCAUCUGUUUUUAAAAUAAAAAAAUACUAUUGCGCGAA